AGAUGAUUAACGGCAACGUCGCUUCACAAACGACAUUAACGAAAACAACAAACUGCUGGAGCUCAAGUCAAUUUCAUGAAUUUUCAAAAUUAUAUUAAUCUAGUUUUGUUUAGCUAAAGGCGGGUGUUUGCGAAGAUGUCAGAGACCGAGAGCACAGACACACGCAGUCGAACGUUCCUGGACAAAUUCGAAAAUAACUUUGCACCUGAUGUGAACUACGCCAAGUUUCUCAAUGAUCCUUUUUCCACUACAUCCAUUCCCUCCGAGUACAAGAUCUCGUACGCUCCCACAAUGGAGUCCCAGAUUAGGAGAUUGCGACUAUCAAUGGAAACUUAUCGGGAGAUUUUGGUCCUGACGAAUGGGGUGCUCUUGUGGGAGAAGCAGUGGCAUCCUACUGCUAUUAUUGGAGGUGUUACAGCAUUGUUCAUGUUGAUUUGGCUCUCUGAACCAAACAUAUUGACAAUCAUAUCACUGAUAGGACUGAUCAUCACAGUCACUGACUAUAUACUGCCUGCAGUUGUAACGGCCAUAUUUAGGACCGAAUCUUGGACCAAUGAAAAACAGAGGAAAUAUGAGGAGAUCUGCACCAAUAUCAUCUUGUACAAGACUAAAUUCGAGUUGCUGGCAACUUCAUAUUAUCGCAUGAGGAUCACUAAUCCGAAAUUGUAUUUCAGCAUCACUAUUUUCGCCCUGUCUCUCCUAACCUGGUUGGGUGGAACCAUCAGCAAUCUCUUCCUUGUGUACCUGUUAGUCUUAACCAUUCUUCUUCUUCCCGGCAUGAUGACAAAUGGCAUGUUGAACCGAAGCUCAGAAACUCUCGGCAAGAUCUUCAACGAUCUAGUCGAAAACGCCAAGUCUCGAGUCGCUACUACGGUUAAGAAGAUAGAGAUGCUCUAAAAGUUCGCUCUUAUAAACGUUAAGGUCAAUUUCUUUUGCCUGAAUAUUCAAAUGUGCCUUGUCACGUUUUCGGGGAGGAUACAUCACUGAAGACGAAGCAUGGCUGAAGGAAGCAUUGGGAGAAAUAGUCUCAGUUUCAUCUGCUGUAUUCGUAGACGACAUGCUAACGUAUGUAUCCUUUCGAAUCCUGCUCGUGUUCGUUGUGCAGGGGCGUAAAUUGACUACGAAUAGGGUAUAGUGCCAUUCACGAGACAGUAGACGAACAUAAUAAUGAAUUUAGAGAUCUACUUUUAAGAUUUUGAUUCUGCUACCGUCUCAUAGAUAGCGCUAUAGUAUCUCGUCAGUCCCUUUUUGGCUUCUCUAAAGCCUAUUUGAAUUAGGUAUUUUUGGGUAGAAUACAUGAAUCAAUGUCAGCACCAGGAGUCCUCGCCUAUUGAUUGAGUAGUAAAACAUUCAACAAAACAAAAUAUGUGCAUCAAGUUGUAUUUGAAAUAUUAAAA
Messenger RNA from Acanthoscelides obtectus, 1397 nucleotides. Lineage: Eukaryota; Metazoa; Arthropoda; Insecta; Coleoptera; Chrysomelidae. The record is from the annotation of a GenBank genome assembly.